AUGGUAUCUUCCAGCCUGGGCCCAGGUGAUGAUGUCACCAGCCAUGACAUCAUCACCUGCCAUGAGACCUCAACUGUUGGAAAGAGACAGUUGGUGAGGAGACAUCAGAGAGUGAGAGGAGAGAAGAGAGAUCAACGCAACUUUAGAGAGAAAAUGAAGAGGAAUCAUCUAGAUUGUUGCAAUUCAGACCCCGGUCCAUCACAGAAGAAAAGGAGAAGACCAGGAAGUGAGAAGAAAGAAGAUGGAAAGACCAAGAAGAAGAGAGUGAGGAGUCUGAAGAGCAGCGUGUACCAGAUGAGAGCUGCAGGGAGGAGAAAAGGAGAAGGGAGGAAAAUGAUGAAGGUAAAAAAAUGGGCCUAUAUUGAAAAAUAUGAAAAUGUGCAUGGUUUUGGAGAUGCCAAAACCGUGACACCAGCUCAGUCUUCAAGGCUUGACCCGCUCAGUGUCUCCAGCUACGACAUCUUCUCUAUGCUGGGAACAGGAGGAUUUGGCAAAGUGAUGCUGGCCAAGUUAAAAGACAGGAAGACAUACGUGGCUCUGAAGUACAUCAGAAAAAAAGAGACCGACUACAACAGCAUUGUCACUGAGGCACAGGUCCUAAAAAUCUCAAGUGACUGUCAAUUCCUUUGCCAAGGCUAUGCCACUUUUCAAACCCAGCGGCAUGCCUUCUAUGUCAUGGAAUACCUGAGCGGGGGAAGCCUUGAAGACGAAUUGGACAACGGAUGGCUGGAAAGGGAGAGAGUCCAGUUCUAUUCGGCAGAGAUGAUAUGCGGCCUGCAGUUCCUGCACAGCAAGGGGAUCAUCCAUCGGUCAUGUAACUCCUUUAAUCUCUUUAUUACAGAGACAUCCAAACCCCUCAACAUCUUGUUGGACCACAAAGGCCAUGCUAGGAUCUCAGACUUCGGCCUGGCUGUACAAAAUGUAUUUAAAGAUGAUACCAUCACUGGCGAGCACGGAACUCUUGCAUACAUGGCCCCGGAGAUCCUACAAGGAGUGCCAUAUAAUGCACCGGUCGACUGGUGGUCUCUUGGGAUCACCAUCUGCGACUUGGCCAGUGGAGAGGCCCUGUUUUACAGCGACGACAGAGCAAGACUCAUUGAAAUGAUCACCUUGGAUGAGCUUAUAAUACCUCAAUGGCUGGAUGAUGAUCUAAUAGAUCUUCUGGAAAAGCUCCUUACAAAGAAUCCGAGGCGACGGCUCGGUGCACGAGGGGACAUCAGGUGCCACCAAUUCUAUGAGUCCAUCGAUUGGGUGGUGCUGGAAGAACAAGGAGCAGAGCCCCCUCUCCAGCCAAGUGAACCAGCAGCAAAGCUCUUCAAGCCGUAUGAGGGAAAGCUGUCGUUCCUCGGGUCCCAGGAAGAUAAAGCCACAGCAGGGGACAAUAAUAUCAUCUCUGGCUUUUCAUUCCUACGUUCCUCCUGGCUGAAGUAA
This is a messenger RNA of Xenopus laevis (African clawed frog), 1431 nucleotides long. RefSeq names its product protein kinase C delta type-like. The transcript has 10 exons. NCBI's taxonomy places the organism in Eukaryota, Metazoa, Chordata, Amphibia, Anura, Pipidae. The record is from RefSeq and is a predicted model, not a curated record. Bases 1 to 1431 code for a protein of 476 amino acids.